AUGUCAGCUCUGACUGGAGCUCGAGCUGGAGACGUGGCAGGUGCACCCGCUGCUGGGCCUAGUGUUGAAGGGGCUGCCCCUGCUAUUCAUGUAGCGGGUCAGCCAGAGAUCUUGACUGCAAUCCCAUGUUGGCGACCGAGUGGGACGGCCUAUCAGAUUCCAGUUGAAUACCCAAAUAAGGAGCAUGGGUACGUUAGGGGCCCUAACGUACAGCAGGCCCCACUCGCACCUAGGGCACCGGUAGCAACAGCGGCACCAAUGGCAUCUCCUUCGGCUACAGAGAGAAGAGGUAGACAAGCUCCUGCACGUGAUAGAGUUGAGAACAGUGGUAGGGACAAAGGCAGAAGUGCUCGAGGCCAGAGCAGAAAGUCUCAAGCAAAGGAGACUUCUUCCUCUUCAAAGCCGAUUUUGAAUGGGGAUGCUAAUGAGAUCAACAACACCGAAGAGACGGCGAGCAAGCACUCCGAGUCCAAGAGCGAGAAUGGUGAUGACGGCUCUAGAUCAAGGAACGAAGAAGAUACCGAGACUGGCUCUAGGUCACGGAGUGACGAGGAUGAUGACGACUUAGAGUCUCACUCCUCUGAUGAUAGAGACGCCGAUGAAGAUAGUGCCCCUGAGUCCCAUCUGCGGAAGAAGACGAAGAGGACCUCUCGAGCUUGA
Camellia sinensis is the source of this 660-nucleotide messenger RNA. NCBI's taxonomy places the organism in Eukaryota, Viridiplantae, Streptophyta, Magnoliopsida, Ericales, Theaceae. The record is from RefSeq and is a predicted model, not a curated record.